Scophthalmus maximus (turbot) is the source of this 2589-nucleotide messenger RNA. RefSeq names its product secreted frizzled-related protein 1a (gene sfrp1a). Bases 343 to 1275 code for a protein of 310 amino acids. Lineage: Eukaryota; Metazoa; Chordata; Actinopteri; Pleuronectiformes; Scophthalmidae. Gene Ontology annotation, molecular function: Wnt-protein binding. The record is from RefSeq and is a predicted model, not a curated record. Gene Ontology annotation, biological process: canonical Wnt signaling pathway; negative regulation of canonical Wnt signaling pathway; non-canonical Wnt signaling pathway. The transcript has 3 exons.
AGCGCACUUUUACAAUCUCCUCUUCACCGAGCUGCGCGCGGGCGGAGCACUGUACCUCCCCAAACUGUGGAAGGAGCAAGACGCACCGGAGGAGCGCGACGCAGCCGCAGCCACAGGAGAGUGCCCGUGGACUGUACCCAAACCAAGAGACUCGACACGCUUUACGCACGCCGGUCCGCAGAGCUCAGCUCUCUCUCUCUCUCUCUCUCCCCCCCGCCCCCCCUCCAUCUGCAUUUCUUUCUUUAUUAUUCUGCAUUUCUCCAUGAAGUGAGUCUCUUUGUCCGCCCGUGUGACCCCCGCACUCCGCUGCACUCGCCGCGCAUCGUUGCAAAGAGAGGAACAAUGAGGUCCACUCCCGAGGCGUCCCUCUGGAGGAUGGCGCGGCUGGCGGUGACCGUGGCGCUCGUGUCGGCGUGCCGCGCGUCGGAGUACGAGUACCUGAGCUGGAAGUCGGACGCGUACAACGGCGGGCGCAGCUACGGCAAGCCCCCGCAGUGCGUGGACAUCCCGGAGGAACUGCGGCUCUGCCACAACGUGGGCUACAACCAGAUGCUGCUGCCCAACCUGCUGGAGCACGAGACCAUGGCCGAGGCGAAGCAGCAGGCCAGCAGCUGGGUGCCCCUGGUGCACAAGAGCUGCCACCCGGGCACGCAGGUCUUCCUCUGCUCGCUGUUCGCGCCCGUGUGCCUCGAGCGGCCCAUCUACCCGUGCCGCUGGCUGUGCGAGGCCGUGCGGGACGGCUGCACGCCCAUCAUGGAGGCGUUCGGCUUCCCCUGGCCGGAGAUGCUCACCUGCGACAAGUUCCCGCAGGACGACGUGUGCAUCGCCAUGACGCAGCCCAACGCCACGGAGGCCACCAAGCCCACAGGUUACUCUCCCAUCUGCCCUCCGUGUGACAAUGAGAUGAAAACAGACACCAUGCUUGAGCACAUGUGUGCCAGCGAGUUCGCUUUCAAGACCAAGAUCAAGGAAGUGAAGCGCGAAAACAUGGACCGCAAGGUGAUCCUGCAAAAGCGGAAGAAGAUGGUGAAACCGGGCAACCUGAAGAAUAAGGACUUGAAGAAGCUCGUGUUGUACUUGAAGAACGGCGCGGACUGCCCCUGCCAGCAGCUGGACAACCUGGGGAACCAGUAUCUAAUCAUGGGCCGCAAGGUGGAUAAGCAGUACCUCCUCACGGGCAUCCACAAGUGGGACAAGUCCAGCAAAGAGUUCAAAAAGGCCAUCAAGAAACUCAAGACCUACAAAUGUCCCGCCUUCGAGACCGUCUUCAAAUGAUAUGACCCUGCAACCGUCACGGGUCGCAUUUCAUCCUACAUAUGAACUUGCAUUAAGCAUUAAAAUCCCAAACUUUGCUUUCUAUUGUCCUGUUUAUAUAUCUAUAUAUCUUUGUAUAUUUACAUAUACUUUGAAAUGUCCAUUAUCAAGUUUUAGUCAAAUGUGGUGAGUGAUGACACCGCAAAUAAUUAAAGGGGUUGGGUUUCCUUUUUUUUAAUGCUUCUCUUCUGCUUAAGAAAAAGGAUGUAGUAGUUACAGCCCCUCCUCACUGAAAUCAUUUCCACUAUGUAUGUAGGUACUUUGUGUACACUCUCAUUAUCCUACAGUUCAGUGGAUUUUUGCUCAAAGGAAAGGUUGGACAUUAUUGGGACCACCCUAAUUCACACUCGUACCGAGAGUUAGAUGAGAAGACCGACACAUCUCGCAUGUCUGGACAGUAGAGGGAGCCAGCAGAUGGUUAGCUUUAAAGACUGGAAGAAGGAGCUAGCUUGGCUCUGUCCAAAGGGCAGAAAAACACAAGUUGUCAUUUUUUUUGUACAUAUUGAAUGAAAUAUAACAUGUUAUUUAGCGAGAUUUAGAUUUGCAGCGAGAUUGAUUGUUUUGGGACAGCGCCAGGCUAACUGUUUCUUCCUGCCUCCAGUCUUGCUCACGCGCGGUAAACAUCUGCUGGCAUGCUUUCAGACUUUGCAAAGCCAAAUCAAUGUUGGAAAAAUGUCAGACUAUUCCUCAAAAUCUGUAGCAUUUCGAUCCUGAUCUUUUUAGUGCUAAGCCAUCAAGUAACUGAUUAGCCUUCAGAAUUGGAAGUUGCAGGUAUGUUGAGCUUUAAACGCCACACGGUGCAAAGCAGCUCCAGGCAGGGUUCGUGGUGAAUAACUUAUUGACAGAUGUGCGAGAGAGUGCUGCCAUCAGCUGAUUGUUUUUGAACUAAGGACCAACAACUUGAUUAUUUCCCUUUCCAUUUCUUCAUUUCAUUGUGACAUUUCUUUUUGUGACUUUUGUCGUGACAGUCGUGCGCCAGACUUGAUUUUGUGUCUUGUUGUCACCUGACAUUUGACUAAAUGUUUUUACCACUUUGCUGCCUCCACAUCCAGUCUACUUGCAGUAAUCAGUAUUCACCAGUAAUGGAAAAUGCCUUGUAGUCAUAUGUGUUUAAAAGUGAAAAGUUAUGUGAGUGCAAAUGUUGCCAACUAUGUGUGCUGUUUUGGUUUGCUGGUUCGUUUUAGCACUAUUUGUUGUUGCAGAUUUGAAUGUGAGCAGUGCAUUUCUGCCUAUUACAUGUACAUACAAAUUUUACAUAAAUAUGGAAAAACUGUC